Messenger RNA from Spodoptera exigua (beet armyworm), 8141 nucleotides. Lineage: Eukaryota; Metazoa; Arthropoda; Insecta; Lepidoptera; Noctuidae. The record is from the annotation of a GenBank genome assembly.
AUGUGUAGAAAUUUAAACACCAACGCAAGUAAAACUUUGUUAGUAAGCGAUGAUGAUAGAGCGAGAGGACAAAUAUGUGCCAAGCAUUAUGAUAUAAUUUAUAAGGCUGUACAAAAUAUUGCUGUUCCUGACUAUGAUGAUGCAAGGCAAACUCUGUUGCAUCUUGUAGAUAUACUGAAAACUGACAACGAAACAGUAACAGAUGUGUUUGAAUUUUUAAAUCACAGAAAACAGCUGAUCACAUCAUUGAGGACAUCUACAAAGUAUGCAUACGAUCUCAGUAUUCCUAUCUACCUGAAGUACCUACAUUCCAACAUUCAGAGUUAUAACGUUAUCCUUGGCUUCCUAGCUGGGGAAAACUGGUGGCAACUACUGAUUGACUUAUACAAUGGGCCAUAUGCUACUAAAUUAUUUGGUUAUCUAGAGAACAGCUUCGAGGUCGCUGAAGAUCUACUUAGUAAUUUCGAUGAUAUACACGUGAUCCGUCUUCUCCAUGACAUUGAUGUGAACCAGACAGAAUCAAUCUGUCUGCCAAACAUCACGCUGUCAGACUACAUUCCCGACAAGACGGGAUUAUGGUCCGACCUAAAGGAACAAAUAUGCAACGUGGAGAAAGUUGAGCUGUAUAAAGAACUGCCACCACUUUUGUUUGCGUCACAAGGUUACGAGACUUCCUUAACACUGUCCAAAGACAUCGACUACCAUGCCAUUGAUUCUGAUAUUUCUGCAAUUGAAUCGAAGCUGGACAUCAUUAGGGAUGGUCCUAAAUCGCCACAGACCCCGCCAUGGGUGACAGAUGAGAAGGUGGAACACUUAAGGAAGGUGGCUUUGGGGUUACUCUCUAAAGAAACUUUGACGAAAAUAUCAUUUGCUAUGCUGAGCAAUCUAGUUGAUGCUGGGACUCUGUUCCUAAAUAACAGUCAGUGCACAGUGUGCUCUCAGUUCACAACGUGGUUCAAGCAGCUCAACCUGCAGCUAUUCAAAAAGCAAGAGUACGACAACCUGCUGUGCCAUCUGCACACCAUGAGCCUGGAAGAUGUGUACCAUGCGUUGAAGAACGACUUUCAUUGGGACAUGGCUAUCAAGGAGUUAAUCUCGACGAGGAACUACACGAAGUACGAGAUGAACAAAUCAAUGAACGAAUUCUUAGGACAAGUGAAGCUACACUUACUGGAGGACAUCAGUGCAACUGACACAAAGGUGAUGGAGUGUCUCGCUAAGAAUAUCUCCAGGAAUGAAUUUGGAAAUGCCACAAUAUUUGCCUCAAUCCUAGCUCAAACAGGGAAAUUGCUCAGAGCUGAACUGCCUCACAUCCAUGAAGUAGAUGGUAUCAAAAACCUGCCUUAUCUAAAGGAGCUCUCGUCUGAAGUGGCUCACAAUAUAGACGUAGUAAAACCUUUAAAGGACUACCUAAUGGAGAAAAGUGAUCUGCAUGGAGAACUCAUGAAGAUUGUAGAUGAUCAUGAUAUUAUUGCUGAUAUUGAAAAUGCUCAAGUAAAUUUGAGAAAAAUCCGCAGCAUAUCAGAACCAAAUACAGCGAACAUAGUCAUCAAGCCGGUCAGAAACUGGACCGACAUCUGUGUUCGCUACAACUGCAGCAACAUCGCUACUGUCAUCAGAAACAAUAUCAACAAUACUCUUAUUGAAAAAGCACUUCCAAAAUACCAAGAAGAAGAGUUCUGGCGUUUCAACUUCGUGUCGAACAUCAUCCGGCACCUUGAAGACUUCAUGUCUCACAGUGCUCGUCUCUUGGGGCUGGCCAGCAAAGUCGACGUCAAGGGUAUAAUGGACGGUCACCUCGAAGCUAUAGUUGAUGCCUUGAUCCUGGUCAUCAGUGAGGAGUCCCUUGACAACAUUAUGUUUAGCCUCCAUGGUAUUCUCGAGCAGCUGCACCCUCUCUUGGAGGGUACCCCUCUGGAUCAGGACCUGAGUGCACUGAGCUCCGGUCUGCUUGUAGUCAGACAACUCAAGAACUACUUGCUGGAGGACGUUAACCUUAAUAUGGAAGUAUCGAAAUUAUUCCCUGAUGCUGAUGAUGUGGAGGUAGGACUGAGCGCACUCGGCAUCAAUAAUACUAACUUCUGGUCUGUCGCCGCGCCCAGGAUACACGCCGGCACCAUACAGCUGAAGCCGCUCUUCUCCUCAAAGCCCGACGACAGCCAUAUAGCAAAGUACGUAUGUCAAAUGGAUUACAUGUCCAAAAUGCUGUUCCCUGCGAACUUGGAUGUGGUGUCGGCUGAAGAUGUCUUCGGAGCCACCAUCGAGCAGUUCUGCGGUCUACAAGACCAUAUCGCCAAGCAAGUGCUGCCAGUGCUACUGCGGAACUUCAAUUACACCCUUCUUUUUGAUGAAGUGGCUAGCACUCUUCUCACAAAACUGUAUGCCGCGUCAAACUUGACCGAAGAAGAGGGAUCUAGUGUGGUUGGGAAGUACUCACAGAUGGCAGCACUAAUACCUGUGAUUCAGGAGAAAAUGCAAGAUGUUAGCCAGACACUGGCCAACGAGACAUUGUUCCAGAGCUUGAGGGAUUUCAGCACUGUUGGGAAUCUUCUUUCUUCUCCGGACUUCAUGAGUAGUGCUGGCAACUUGCUGUGUGGCAAACCGUUCCAAGUGAACACGAACAAAUUCUACAAGUCCAUUGCAGCCACAAAGGACUUCUCCACGAAACCUGAUCAAGCGCAGCUGGAUGUACUGCCCACGGACUUCUGUCGCUCGUUGUAUGUGGACAUCAUCAACGUGGAAGGCGGCAAGAUCAUGUGGAGCUUCGUGAAGCCGCUCAUCAUGGGCAAGAUCCUGUACACCCCGCCCUCUCCCGUCGUCACCAAGAUUAUUGAACAGGCCAACUCCACCUUCGCAACAAUGAUCAAGAUGACGGGUUUAGUGCACUCGUUCUCAAGGUCAUUCCCAGCGAUAGACCAGCUGUCCUCACACAGAGAUGGCGUUGCUGUACUCCGCCGAGUCAUGACCGCGCCACAGUUCAGCUCGAUACGGAAAAUGCUGAUCAAAGGAGACGAAGAGAUCGCGGUUCCUGAUGUCGAUAUCGAUAGCCUUUUUGCAGAAUUUGGAGAUUUAGAUAGUAUCGGCAGUCUACUAUCGAAGAUGUCGAACCUGCUGCAGUGUGUCAACCUGAACAGGUUCCAGGCUUCUUCCAACGAGCAGAACCUCACCCACGAGGCCGCGCAACUCAGCAUCGUCAACGAGUUCUCCGCUGGUCUGGUGUUCCUGAACAGCCAGCAUCACGACGGAGCACUGAGUAAAGUCGAGUAUAAAAUCCGCAUGGACAUCGACAAUUCACCCACCACAGCACGCAACAAGGACUACCUGUGGACCCCAGGUCCCGAAGCGAACUUCUUGGAGAACAUGCGCUACUUCCGAGGAUUCGUUCAAAUCCAGGACAUCGUGGACAAGGCAAUUAUCCAGCUGUCACAAGACUCCGUCCCUCGCCGCAAGAGGGAGACUCAAGAGGAGAAGGAAUGGGCGGUGUACACACAACAAAUGCCAUACCCUUGCUAUAGGAGAGAUUUUUUCCAGGCUUCAUUGUACGAGUCUCAGUCGAUGAUCGUGGCUUUCUUCUUCUCCCUGCUAUUCACGGUUGCGUCGGCUGUCCGAUUCAUCGUGAUAGACAAGGAGACGGGAAACACCAUGCUCAUGUCUGUAAUGGGUGUGGACCUGCGCUGGCACACGCUGUCCUGGUUCCUCACAUCAUUCGUGGAGAUGAUUGUCACCGACCUCUGCAUCACUAUGGUGCUGCACUUCGGACAAGUGUUGCCUAGAACAGAUCCCACACUGAUUUUCGCAUUGAUCUUCAUUUUUGGAAUAUCCGUACUAAGUUUUUGCUACAUGCUCUCCAAGAUGUUCAGGUCAGCGAGUCUGGCUGCAGUGUUCUCCGCCAUCGUCUACCUGAUGACCUUCAUGCCAAUCGUCAUCAUCCUCUCCCUGGAAUCCAUUAUAAACUUCACUCUCAAGAUUUUUGUUUGCCUCUUCAUGUCCUCAUCUCUGAGCUACUCGUUCCUGUACAUCACAAGGUUUGAGGCUCGUGGCUCCGGCGCCUCCUGGGCUGACGUUUGGGCCUCACCAAAUGGUUAUGAUGACACCAACAUCGGAUUCACUGCUGUAAUGAUGAUCGUGGAUGCUAUUCUGUAUUUCAUCAUUGGAUGGAUCAUUGAUAGAUACUUUGGUAUAAAAACUCUAACGAGCAACAUCACCCACUGCACCACGACGGACGAGAAGGCUGGUGUCAGUAUUGUGAACAUCACCAAGGUUUAUGGAGAAGGUUCCAGAAGGGCUAAGGUCGCCCUCGACAAUGUUUCUAUAGAACUACACAAAGGACAAAUCACUACUUUGCUAGGACAUAAUGGCGCUGGGAAGACUACACUUAUUAACAUCCUGAUGGGCAUGCUGAAGCCGAGCCGCGGGCACGUGGUAGUGCGCGGGGAGCGCGCGGGCACGCGGCUGGGCGUGUGCCCGCAGCACGACGUGCUGCUGGACUGCCUCACGGCGCGCGAGCACGUGCAGCUCUACGCGCAACUCAAGAGUGGAAACUCGGCAGAUGAAGUGCGCGAUGAAGUCGACAAGAUGUUGGAAGUCUUAUCACUAGGUGCUGUAUGCGACGAGCCGGUGCACCGACUGUCAGGUGGAACAAGACGUCGUCUGUGCGUGGCUCUGGCCUUCGUGGGACAGCCCCAUCUUGUCUCACUCGAUGAACCAACCGCUGGAGUCGAUCCUGCUGCCAGGAGGGACAUUUGGUCGAUGAUUGUGAAGCUGAAGGAAGACCGCACCAUCUUGCUGACUACUCACCACCUGGACGAGGCAGAACUCCUCAGCGACCAGAUCGUCAUAAUGCAUAAGGGCCAAAUUCACACGACAGGAUCUCCGAUAGAAAUCAAAAGGACUCUAGGUAAUGGCUAUAAGUUGACUGUGAUGUACCCUGCACCGAACAUGGAUCACGAUGAAAUGUGGGAAGAAAGCAGUCAGGAGGAGAAAACCAAACAGUUGCUGACCGUGGUCCGAGAUGUCGUCAAGAACGCGAACGUUGUUGAUGUUAAUGGAAAUGAAGUUGAAAUUGCAUUACCAUUCUUCGAUGCCAACGGAUUGAAUAAUAACUUCCUACAAUUAUGUACGGUGCUGGAAGCGACACAGUCAGCACUUGGCUUCAGAAACUACACCCUGGACUGCAGCAGCCUAGAGCAGGUGUUCUUCAACAUCUGCCAGCAGGCUGAUGCUCCGCAAAACGGAAUCGAGUAUGUGGUUGACAGCUGUCCUUCGAAGAGUGCGUCCAACUCCAGCAUCCGCACAGACCGAGCUCAGCAAGACCUGGUCUCACCUGAUGGUCCACUGAAGGGCACCGCCUGGCAGCAGUUCAAGGCGCUCAUGUAUGCCAGAUACAUGCAUCAUAGUAGAAACUGGUGGCUGAUGUUCCUCCUAGUUGUGCUACCGACGGUGUUCGUGACGGUGGCCAUGGCAUUCUCCAUGCUUCGUCCUCCUGCAGACAAUGAGAUCGCCCUCAAGCUCGACGAUCAACUUUACCGGCCAUCGACUGAGUUCUUAGUACCACCACCUGUACCAUCGGAAUACGUGGACCCUAAGUUUGUGGAGAGCAUCCUCCAUUACCUGAUGAUGGACAAACAAACUAAGAAUUGGACCAGGGCGGACAAUCCGCAAUGUGAGUGCACGGAGACGAGACAGCACUGCAACUUUACAGAGGAACAAUCCACUUCUAUGCCGGAGAUGAUGCUGGUGCCAGACUCCACAGCCCUCAACAAGUGGCUGGUGGAUACACAGGAGUUAUACAUCGAGAAGAGGUACGGAGGCUACUCAAUGACCCUAAAGAACAACUUGACGAAUAUGAUCUCCUGGUACAACAACAAGGGUCAACACGCCUUGCCAGCCUACCUUAACGCGGCCAACAACGCCAUUCUUCGAGCUGUGUCUGGCAUGCCCACUGCUAACAUCACCACAUAUACACAUCCACUCAAGAUCUCCAAAGAACCCAUCAGCAAAGCUACAGUAUACCAACACAUUGCGGACGCUGGGAUCUCAGGGCUAGUGUUAGUGGCUUACUGCCUCGUAACCGCUGGUGCUGCCAUCUACCUCGUGGGCGCGCGACGCUCCCAGGAGAAGAGACUGCAGCUUCUCUGUGGAGUCUGUCCACUGUUGUACUGGACUACGGCUCUUGUUUGGGAUAUGAUGAUAAUGGCAAUAAACGUCGGUGUGACGGCGAUUGUGAUGACAGCAUUCGGAUUCCCCGUGUUUGUGGCGCGGAACAACCUGCCGGCCAUCUGCAUACUGCUCAUGUUAUACGGGUUUGCCUGCGGCUCUUUGGUGCAUUUGUUCGAGAAGAUAUUCUCGGAGCCAAGUAUGGCGAACAUGGUGCUGUUCUGUGGCAACGCGUUCAUCGGCCUCACGUUCAUUGCCAUACUCCUCAUCUUUGACAUCAUCUCCGAGUCUGAGGAGACAGACCACGCUCGCUACGUGUUACACAAGUUCUUCAUGCUGGCGCCGCAGUUCGCGCUCGGAGACGGAUUGCUGGAGAUCGCCAAGAACACCAUACAGGCUGAAGUGCUGAACCGGUUUGGUAUGGAAACGUACAAGGACCCGUUCUCUAGCUCGCUGGUGCUGUACCACUGCGUGUACCUGGUGGUGGUGGGGACAGUCCUGCAGCUCCUCAACCUCGCCAUAGAGUACAAUUGCUUCGAUGGUUUGCUAGCCAGACUGAGGUCGGAGCGCGUGGCCGCGCAUGGAGGCGGCGAGCUGGAGUCUCGCGAGGUGCGCGACGAGCGCCGCCGCGUGCUCGCCGCGCGCACGCAUGCGCACGCCGCGCCGCUGCGGGUCAAUACCAUCGGGAAUAUUAACAGAGGCUACAUUCACACGGAGGGCAAGAAGGGUUCCUUGCAGCGCGUGGUGCCGCCAUCUUGUGACGCAGCGCAGUGCGUGGAGCUGUCCAAGUGCUACCCGGCCUUCCGAGGGUACAACGUCGCGCUCCGCAACCUCACACUCGGCAUACCACCCGGACAGUGCACAGCUCUUUUGGGUCAGAACGGUGCUGGCAAGUCGACCACGUUCUCCAUGCUGACGGGAGAGGUGCGGCCCUCCUCCGGACAGCUGUACCUCAACAACAAACUUGUCAACUCCACGCAACUUUGCAGGAAUGGACUCAUUAGUUAUUGCCCUCAGAGUGACGCGAUAGAUCGCCUCCUGACUGUCAGUGAGACGCUGCGGUUCUACUGCAAGCUGCGAGGCAUUGACGAUCAGGAAGAGGUGAUAAAACGCACGAUGGAAAUGUUCGACCUGACGAAGUACUCCGACGUGCUGACCGGCACCCUCAGCGGAGGGAACAAGAGGAAACUGUGCACUGCCAUCGCGUUCAUGGCCAGGACACCGCUAGUCUUACUCGAUGAACCUACCAGCGGCAUGGACCCAGUGUCUCGCGGCUGCGUGUCGCGCGGGGUGCGCGCGGCGUGCGGUCGCGCGCGCGGCGUGCUGCUGUCGACGCACGCGCUGCAGGACGCGCGCCGCCUCGCCGCGCGCGUCGCCUUGUUGCGCGCCGGGGACCUCGUCGCGCUCGCGCCGCUAGAGGACUGUCUGCAAAGGUUCGGCGGCGGGUACGUGGUGCAGUGCCGCGUGGGUCGGGGCGGGGCGAGCUCGCCGCGGAGCGCGUGGCGAGCUGUGGGGGGGCGCGCGCCGCACGCGCAGCUCCGCGUGCUGCACCAACACACGCUGCACUUCCUCGUGCCCACGCACUGCACUGUUGAUCAGAAAGAAGUUACGACUCGUCUGAGCGACAUCUUCCGGCUGAUGGCGGAACUACAAAGCACCUGUGAUAUUGAAGACUUCACCGUCAACCAGAGCUCGCUGGAACAGAUGUUCUUAAGCUUCACGGAUAAAUCAGAAAUCGAGUCAGAUAUAGUUGAAGUGGAACAACUUCCUUCUCCAGAGACAAUCAUGACUUCAGAGGAUCUAGACACUGUUACUGCUCUCUAAGUACUAGCGAUGAACUUGUCGCUAGAUGGCGCUGAUAAACAUUUAGUCUCCAUUAGCUACACUCCCGCCAUCUAGUGCACCAAAAAAGUAGCCUUUAUGUAAUGUAAGAAAACAAUGAUAAAAAUAAUAUUUAAGUCUCUUUCUAGGGUCAUUUGUGCGAA